Messenger RNA from Leptinotarsa decemlineata (Colorado potato beetle), 1183 nucleotides. RefSeq names its product cuticular protein analogous to peritrophins 3-D2 (gene Cpap3-d2). Gene Ontology annotation, molecular function: chitin binding. NCBI's taxonomy places the organism in Eukaryota, Metazoa, Arthropoda, Insecta, Coleoptera, Chrysomelidae. The record is from RefSeq and is a predicted model, not a curated record. Gene Ontology annotation, cellular component: extracellular region.
AAAACUUUCCAAGCCAUCCGUGAGCUAGUCCGUUUGGCUAGUUUCAAAAGUAGAAGACGCGACAGUUGAUCUUCAGUUAACAGGUAGACUUUUGACGGUGCAGAGCAGUGCAUUUCCGGGUAGUGAGGGACUUUACAAACAAAAUGAAGAGUGAACUGUGCGUUUUAGCGGUUGCGAUUAUUGGAUACGUAUCUGCUCAAUCCAAAGAAAUCCAGGAAGAUCCAUGUAAGGUGAAAUCCAGAGUAGUGAGUGACGUUACGUACUGCGAUAGGUAUUGGGAAUGUGUAGAUGGACAGCCCGAGUUGUAUGACUGCCCAAAUGGUCUGGUAUUCGCAGGAAAGAAUAGAGGAGUCACCGAAGGAUGCGAUUAUCCUUGGAGGUCGAAUUACUGUGCCGGAAAACAACAAGCAAAUCCACCAAUUGGAACCGAACAUUGUGAAUGGUUGUAUGGCAUAUUUGGUCACGAAACGUCGUGUACUCGAUACUGGACCUGUUGGAAUGGAACUACUACUGAGCAGUUUUGUAUCGGGGGCCUCCUAUAUAACGAGAAAACCCACUCUUGUGACUGGCCAGACAAUGUUGUUGGAUGCCAAAAACACCCACUUUGCAACGACGACCCUAACGGCAACGUACCUCUCGGAAAAUCCUGCAACCGCUACUGGCAGUGCCAAGGGGGCUAUCCCAGACUCCAGCGUUGCCCCGCCAUGUUGGUUUUCGAUCGCAAUUCGUUGAGGUGUGUGGUACCUCCUACAGAAGACUGCGACGUACCUAGUACUCUCCCACCCCCACGACAAGAGGAAGAAGAGUUUGACAAUGUACCACAGAAUAACCCAAAGAAUAGAGAACAGAAGGGAGAGUUCCCAAAUCUUCCUCCUGGAGCUUUACCUGUACCAGCGAAGAACAACAGGCCAAGGAAUUAGCAAGUGGCCAAGUAGUGUUUAUAUAGCACCGAGACAUAUAUUAUUUAUAAGAACAAUAGAUUUAGGUGAAUAAAGAUUUUUUGGUUGGAAAUUCGUUCCAUUCAGAUAUGACUUUUCAUAUUCUGAAGGAAACACUAUAUCAAACCAAUAAUGUACAUAUUUAUUCCAUGUUGAAAGUGAUCACGCUUAGAGAAGGGAAAAUUUAUAAUUUGCAUGAUGAGAUUAGAAUAUUACUGAAGUUAUACCAUAACACCAAACCGUCA